Phlebotomus argentipes is the source of this 979-nucleotide messenger RNA. RefSeq names its product myb-like protein X. The transcript is spliced from 4 exons. Bases 62 to 979 code for a protein of 305 amino acids. NCBI's taxonomy places the organism in Eukaryota, Metazoa, Arthropoda, Insecta, Diptera, Psychodidae. The record is from RefSeq and is a predicted model, not a curated record.
GAUUUUUCGACUUGCAGAUGCUUCUGCUCGACUCAGCAUCGAAUUGUUACAAGUGCUGACGAUGACGAAAGUUUUCCUAAAGUGUUUUCUACUAGUGACAGUGCUGGUUUAUAGUGUCGAGUGUCGACCGAAAGAUCAUAACCACGCGUUCGACUACAGAGAAUACACCCUCAAUGCGGUAGAUGGAUUAAAGUCUCAAGACUUGUCAAAGAGUCGGCGUGAAGACGUUGACGAUUUGAGGAAAAGUGUAGUGGAAGCCUUCGAUAAAUGCGAUAAACUCCACGAGUUAACGAACCAAUACUGGGUAUUCAAAAAAUGCUCAGGCGAAACGUUUGGAAAUUAUAUGGAGAAAGUGAAGAAGUUGAAGGAGAAAAUCAAGAAAGAUAAUAAACUCGAUUCUAAUGAAGAUUCCGGUUCUGAUGAAUCUACUGAAGUGAAAGACAAGUCUAAAGAAGAAAGUAAGAACAAAGACAAAGACUCUAAAGAGAAAGAUUCGAAAGAGAAAAAUUCGAAAGACAAAGAUUCGAAAGAGAAGGAAUCGAAGGAAAAGGAAUCAAAGGAAAAGGAAUCAAAGGAAAAAGAGUCGAAAGAAAGGGAUUCGAAGGAAAAAGACUCCAAGGAAAAAGAAUCUCACAAUCACAAUCAUAACCAUAAUCAUAAUCACAAUCAUGAUAAACACACCACAAAAGCACCACGUCCUACUCGACCACCCACAACAAAUCACACAGCUUUACCUGAGCAACCAACCACGCAACAUCCCGGUGCCACUGCUGGUCCCACAGGUUCUCCAGGAGCAACGCAAUCCCCAUCUCAGGCUCCAGGCGAAACAACUGCGAACCCAACAUCUGCUAGCCCUGACGCACCAACCACUCAAGGACCUGUGGUGACUGAUGCCCCAGGAGCAACGCAAUCCCCACUAGGCUCCAGGCGAAACAACUGCGAACCCAACAUCUGCUGGCCACUGAGCACCAACCACUAA